GAGUCAAGUGCUGGUCUCAGUUUUGGUUGUGACGACCUGUCAUGUCAACGUGUGUGCUGCUCCUGCUGCACUUACUCUCUCCAGUGGGCUCCGUGAAGUCUUCACUCCUGAUGGACCACACAGCUGCCCGCCUGCUUGGACUCUGCGUGAACCGAUGCACAGAGGAAAAGUUUUAAAGAUCUGUGGUCCAGAUUGAGAAGUUACUUCUGAGAUGCAUCUGGAGAACUCAGAGCAAGGGAAAGGCUCUGGAGAGGGGGUGCUGUCAACCGAAGCUAUUCUUGCUGAACAAUGCGUCGUCUCUAAAGUGGCAGAAGCUGCAGAUUUGAGCAGCCCUCCGAAGGGAAGUGCUGAACUGGGCAUAAAGGUCCUUGUGGAAUACACGGAGCAGAGGGUCGGCGCAGAAAUGGAUCCUCCUCUUCUUUGUGUGGAGCCUGACAAGCCGAGCACCGAUGAAACUGGACUCUACACAGAAUGCAAUGGACUUACCGAGCACUUUAGGGAAUAUCCUGCUUCUGAUGGGCUUACUGAGUCUGAUGAUGAUGAUGAUGAUGAUGCUACGAGGUUAAGCCAGCUAUUUGAUGAAUGUACUCAGCCCUGUGAGUGUUUUAAACUUUGCAAGUCCUCUGGGCACUGUGCUGAUCACAGCUUAGCCUCUAGAAGUAUUCUUUGCAGUGAGCACUGUCCAGAACCCCUCCUAUUAUUUCCUCAAUGUAAGCUCUCCAAUCAACACUUGGAGUCUGAGGAAUUUGAGCCACAUGAACCGGAGGUGAACUGCAAUAGUUCAAGGGAGACUGGAAUGUCUGAUUUCACGCCGGCGUGCACAGAUCACCUGGAGCUGCUGCAACAGUACGAGCCAUCGGAUCAGGAAUGUGACUCGUUUGACUCCGAGCAGGACGAGUCAACAGAGGACUCGGAGCAAAGUUUCUCACGUAACAUCUCUGACUCAAUGGAGUCACUGGACUGUUCUGCUGAACUGUGUGGGUGUGACGAAAGUCAGAUGCAGCCUGAAUACACGGAUGAUGAGGAUGAGUCCUACGAAGCUGAAGAAAACAAGAUGGCACUCACUGAUGAUGAAUCCUUAAUGUUAUCGAAGGAUGUGACUAAUUUCACUGAUGUUCCCUUUGAGAACGAUGAAGAAGAAGAAGAAGAAGAAGAAGAAACUUCUCAGGAAAGUUCUGAAGCAGAUGUAUUCACAGAUGCUGGCGAGUCAUGUGGAAAUGACGAGGAUGAAGCAACUCAAAGGUGCCACUCUGGGAACAGUAUAGAGUUCUGCAAUGAGGAAGACAGUUUUUCAGAAAACUCUUCCCUAGACACCAAAUCCUUUAAGUCUUGCCUUGAUGACAGUUUUCCUUCUGAUUCAUCGGAGGAAUCUGAUAAAGCAGCUCAGGAGGAUUCAAGCGACGAGCAGAUGCGAUGGGACUCUCUGAACGAGGACAGCGAAAGUAAACUGAAAAGCAACGAGAGCAAUGGUGAACAGCAGAAAACACAAACUGUCGGUGCUGUCAUUCAGGAUUUCUUUGAUUUCUUUGACAGAGCAGAGAGCUGUGGACACAUGUUUGCACAAAAGCGACGUUACAUCUCCUGCUUCGAAGGAGGAGAUAUUCACGCCCAUCUUCAUCUUCAAGAGGAGGGGCAGACGCCUACGGUCGAAACUGGGUCUGAACCCGAAGACGUGAAGGAGGAACUUGUUCCAAAUGAAAAUGUUCAUUGUGACGAUGAAACUGAAAUCAGUACGCAUGACAUUGACACGAGUUCUGAAGAUGCAGCUGAAUAUACAGUUAGGAAGUCAUCACAGAAAGAAGCAUAUUGUGAUUCAGAACAUCAGUCAGAUGACUGGACCAUGAAAUCUGAGUCAAGUUCAACAAAAGAGGAAGCUGAAGAAAAUAAAUCUGAGAUCUUAUCAGACAUAGAGAAGAGUGAGGAGAUGGAGGACAAUGAUCUAGAGAACAAGGAGGACACAGAAGACAAUGACCGACAGAACUUUGAGGGGAUGGAGGACAACGACUCCGAGAACAGGGAGGAGACAGAGGAUAACAACAUCUCUCUCCAUGGUGAAGCUGCAGUGUUUGAUGGCCACAGUUCUGACGUCUAUGAUGAGAAGGUCUCUCUGUGCUCUGGUGCUGGUAGUAUGUUUGCACCGUGUGCCAACGAAAUCUCAGUUGAGGGUGAUGCUUAUGAAGACAAGGUCUCUGCUACUGAGGACCACGAGUCUGUUGUUGAUGCUUCUCCGACAGAUCGUUUGGAAACGAGUGUCGAUCUCAGAGAUGACAGGAGAGAAAAGCCGGAUCCGGAACACAACGACUUUCUUUCUUGUGCGGAAAUGGAGCCUUACUGGGCGCUCAUAGAUCACGAAAACAUUGUAGAGCUUUGUGAGUCAUGUGUUGAGGAUUACUAUGCAUAUGAAAUUAAAAGCAUUCAGUUUUCUUGGCAACAAGCUUUAAAUGGAUUUAUAAUCAAAAUCAGUCCAAAUAAAGAUGAAAAAGACGAUGAAGAUGUUUUCAGAGACGAGAAAGAAGAUGCUCUUUCCUCUCUGAGAGAGAGUGAGUUGCAGGACGUUAAGGUCUGCCAAGAGGAGGACAAGUUGGCUGGAUCUGGAACUACUGUUGUGGAAAACAUGGAACAAGCCAACAGUGGGAGCUCAACAGAAAUAAGUGCCCCUCUGGAUGUAAUACACAGCGUUGUGUCAAAGCACACCAGCGAAGCCACACAAUCCAGGGAUUCAGACGAGGAGCAGAGUGACGACGAGUCCAUCGAUUGCUGUGAAUGCGACUACUGCAUCCCACCAACGCAACAGGUUCCUGCUACACCUCUUCUCUCACAAGUGACAACAGGUCAAGAGAAGAUCUGCGUGGUCAUAGAUUUGGAUGAAACUCUCGUGCACAGUUCAUUCAAGCCUCUGAACAAUGCAGACUUUAUCAUUCCAGUGGAAAUUGAAGGAACGCUGCACCAGGUGUACGUCCUAAAGAGACCCCAUGUUGAUGAAUUCCUAAAGAGAAUGGGGGAACUAUUUGAGUGUGUUUUGUUCACUGCGAGCUUAUCCAAGUAUGCCGACCCUGUGUCGGACCUGUUGGAUAAAUGUGGGGCUUUCCAGAGCCGACUGUUCAGGGAAGCAUGUGUCUUCCACAAAGGGAACUACGUCAAAGACCUGAGCCGUUUGGGAAGAGACCUCAACAAGGUUAUAAUCAUCGACAACUCUCCAGCCUCCUACGUCUUCCAUCCAGACAACGCGGUUCCCGUAGUUUCCUGGUUUGAUGACACAUCGGACACCGAGCUCCUUGAUCUUAUCCCCUUCUUCGAGAGACUCAGCAAAGUGGACGACAUCCGUGAUGUUCUCAAAGAGCAGAAGACUUUAAAUUCACAGGAUGUUUGAGUUAAAAAUCACCAGCGACUGUUGUCACGGGGCCAUGGAGGCUGGUGAGCUGAAGGCUCCGUAGCGCUUCCCACUACAAGGACCAUGCUUUAAAACAAGACGCUCAUAAUCUUACAUCAUGUUGGAUAAAUUCAUCCGUUACUUUUGUAAGCGAGACAGAGACUGAAGAGACUCCACAGCUUCUGCAGACACGUGUAGCGGUGCAGCGAGUGUGUUGUUGUUGUUAUGUGACAGCUCUGACCUUUGUAAGUGUGCUGCGCAGUUAGAUUGUGCGAACAGUUGCUCUGCCAUCCACACAUACCCCGUCUACAAAUGAACCACCAUUAGUCUGGUGAGUGUUCCUAAAGCAUUUGUGUUGUAGAGCUGUUAACACUUCCACGCAGAAAAUCACACAUCAUCAGGGGCGUCUCUUUAAUCCUGCUAACUCCCAAAAAUCUGCAAAAGAUGCAUUUUAAAUAUACUGGAAAGAAUUGUUCCGCAGAGUAGCUUGAGAGACUCCUCCCGUCGUGUAGUUAAUGCACACAUGCAUUAUUCCCUCUGUGUGUGAGGUCAUCAUUUGUUGAUGCAUAUGGUAAACGCACAGAGCAAGGAUAGAUUUACAAAAAUAAAUGCUAAAUCUCCACAU
This is a messenger RNA of Nothobranchius furzeri (turquoise killifish), 3995 nucleotides long. RefSeq lists its product as uncharacterized. The record is from RefSeq and is a predicted model, not a curated record. Lineage: Eukaryota; Metazoa; Chordata; Actinopteri; Cyprinodontiformes; Nothobranchiidae. Gene Ontology annotation, molecular function: RNA polymerase II CTD heptapeptide repeat phosphatase activity.